Molecule: messenger RNA, 1089 nt
Organism: Aethina tumida (small hive beetle)
Lineage: Eukaryota; Metazoa; Arthropoda; Insecta; Coleoptera; Nitidulidae
Product: nurim homolog
Exons: 4
Coding region: 91-855 (254 amino acids)
Cellular component (GO): nuclear membrane
Source: RefSeq, a predicted model, not a curated record
AAUGUUCAUGACGUAAUAUUUAGCCUGAAUGUUUUAUUUACUUUUGAUUUGUUACCUCCAGUCGUUUUGAUUUCGUGCGGAGGCAGUAAAAUGCUACACAAUCUGCAAAAUCUCAUUAAAAUCUGCGUUUGUUUCGGUGGUUUACUCUAUGUAUUUUUCACUGUGAUUGAUUUUACCUACUUUACAUCAUUUUCAAAAUCUAUAAACCUACACUCAGGACCAAGAGGAACAACAUGGGCAAAUAUAUCCCAGUCCCUUCUUGUAAACAUGAGUUUAUUAAGCAUGUUUAUUAUCCAACACUCUUUAUUAGCAUUAACUGGCAUCUCAAGUAAAAUUAAGUACAUGUUAAAUAAAUUAGGACUAGAAGUGCUUUACAGAAGUAUUUAUGUAAUCACGACUGCAGCUGUGUUGCAAUUACUAAUGAAUAGAUGGGUACAUAUACAUGAAGUAACCCUCUGGCAACUCAAUUUGAAUUACCAACCAUUCUGGUGGUUGUAUGUUAGUUUACAUGUGACUGCAUGGGUUAUUAUAUAUGUGGGAAACAUUUGUACUGACAUAACUGAACUGCUUGGUAUUAAACAGGUUCGGUAUAGCCUAUAUAGAGUCCCAAGAGAUCCUUGUGUUAUGAAGUCAGAAAAUUUACGAAGAUUAUAUAAUCACAUGAGACAUCCAAGCUUUGUAGCAUUCACACUUAUCUUUUGGGCUACUCCAAUCAUGACUUUGGAUCGGUUUCUUUUGGCCUGUAUUUUGACUUUAUAUAUGACAGUUACGUGGAAAACUGAUGAGAAGGAUUAUAAUUAUCAGAAAUAUCAAUACAUAAGGAAAUACCAUGAGUUGGACAGACUUAAGAGAUAAAAAUUUAGGGACAUGCGACAAUUAAUAAAUAUUAUUUAUUAUCAUCAUACACAAUCACAAUUUUUUGUACUACAUUUACAUCAAUCUCAUAUAUUUAAAAUUAAUUUAGAAUAGGUAAUUCUAUUUUUUAUAAAUAUUGACUAAACACUGCUUUCACAAAUAUUUGUUUAAAUGUGUUUUCUUAUUUUUUUUUACAACACUAACAUUAUUUAUAAUAAAUAUGAAAUAUGUGAC